Messenger RNA from Girardinichthys multiradiatus, 3251 nucleotides. It is a transcript of the gene rbm25b, whose product is annotated as RNA binding motif protein 25b. Gene Ontology annotation, biological process: regulation of alternative mRNA splicing, via spliceosome; mRNA processing. NCBI's taxonomy places the organism in Eukaryota, Metazoa, Chordata, Actinopteri, Cyprinodontiformes, Goodeidae. The coding region runs from base 162 to 2606 and encodes 814 amino acids. Gene Ontology annotation, molecular function: mRNA binding. The record is from RefSeq and is a predicted model, not a curated record. The transcript has 17 exons. Gene Ontology annotation, cellular component: spliceosomal complex.
CGUAAUGCGCAUGCGUGCAAGUGUUUUUGAAGGCCGCGGCUAGCUACAGUGCUAAUCUAACGUUCUAAAGGUUAGCGACAAUUUCAGUAUACAUAAACUCUGUGUAGUGGAUUUUAUCUAGCUGCGUCUCACUUGGCAUUGUGGUUACAUCCACAUUCAGAAUGUCCUUCCCCCCUCAUUUAAACCGGCCGCUGUUGCCCCCUCCUGGGAUACCUCAUCAAUAUGCUGGCUUCCCCUCAGGAGCUCCAAUGAUCCCAGUUCACAUGGGUAUCAUGGCCCCGGCCCCUGCAGUUAUGGUUCCUUCUGUUCCAGUUGUCAGUAAGCCUCCUGUUCCAAAGAAAGACUUUUCUGUUUAUCGAGCCAAGGAUGAUGAGAGCAGCGGGCCCACCACCACCGUGUUUGUGGGGAACAUAUCGGAGAAAGCUUCAGACAUGCUGAUCAGACAGUUGCUGGCGAAAUGUGGUAUUGUUUUGAGCUGGAAAAGAGUUCAAGGAGCUUCUGGGAAGCUUCAAGCAUUUGGUUUCUGUGAAUACAAGGAGCCAGAGUCCACCUUGCGAGCUCUGCGGUUGCUUCAUGACCUGCAGAUUGGAGACAAAAACCUCCUGGUGAAGGUGGAUGCAAAGACUAAAGCUCAGCUGGAUGAGUGGAAGGCCAAGAAGAAGACAGCAAAUGGGCAAAAUAAGAAGGCAGAAGAUGACGGAGCUGAUGAGGAGGAGGUUCUUGAUGAGGAGACAAAGAAGAGAGAUCAGGUAGUUAAAGAUGCCAUCGAUGGAUUGAUGCGGGAAUAUGCAGCAGAACUCAAUGCGCCUUCCACGGAUGACGAUGCCCAAAGACGAAAGAGAAAAAAGGAAAAGAAAGAAGAGGAUGACAUCAACACUAUUGACAUUGAGGAGGACAAGCGGGACCUGAUUUCCAGAGAGAUUAGUAAAUUUCGUGACACUCACAAGAAACUAGAAGAGGAGAAAGACAAGCGGGAGAAGGAGCGGCUGGAGUUUGAGCGUGAUAGGAGGGAGCGGGAAAAAGAACGAGAGCGGGAAAGAGAACGGCGGGACCGCGAAAGGGAGAAGGAACGCGAGAGAGAAAGGAAGAGGGAACGGGAACAAGAACGGGAGAGAGACCGAGACAAAGAACGUGACCGCAGGAACAGGGAGAGUGAGCGAGAGCGAGACUGGGAUAGAGACCGGAGCCGUGACAGGAGCCCCGAACGCAGCCGAUCAAGGGAAGUGAGCAGAGACAGAGAAAGAGAGAGGGACAAGAAGCGGGACCAGGAAGAUGAGGAGGAUGCUUAUGAACGCAGGAAGCUGGAACGAAAACUCCGGGAUAAAGAGGCGGCAUAUCAGGAGCGUCUAAAAAACUGGGAGCUGAGGGAGCGGAAAAGGGCUCGGGAUUAUGCGAAGGAGGCGGAAAGGGAGGAUGAUCGUAGACGAGAAAUGGUAAAAGAAGGAAAACGACUAAAGGAGUUUCUGGAAGACUACGAUGAUGACAGGGAUGAUCCCAAGUAUUACAGGGGCAGUGCGCUGCAGAAGCGUCUCAGAGACCGAGAGAAGGAGAUGGAGGCGGAUGAGCGUGACAGGAAGAGAGAGAAGGAGGAGCUGGAGGAGAUCAGACAGAGGCUGUUAGACGAGGGACAUCCAGACCCAGACGCAGAGCUACGCAGGAUGGAAGAAGAGGAGGAGGAGCGCCUGAGACAGCCGCCCAUCAUCCCAGAGCCUGAACCUGAGGAGCAACGCGAACGCCGCAGAGGUUCCAGAGAACAUAGAGAACGGAGACAGGAGCCGGAAAAGGCAAAACCCAGCUCACGGCCUAAUCACUCUGAUGAGGAGGUGGAGGAGGGUGAGGAGGAGGAUUACGAUAAUGAUGAAGACAACCUUGAAGGAAAACCACAAUUGAAGCCCAUGAUGCGGCCCAUUACAGCCGCUCCUUCGGUAUCGUCAGCAAGUGGCAAUGUGUCUCCGAACACCCCUGGAGAGGAGUCGCCCUGCGGCAUCAUCAUCCCUCAUGAAAACUCCCCACCUGACGCUCUGCCACAGGAGGAAAACCGUCCGAAGAUCGGCCUCAGCCUGAAACUAGGUGCUACUGGGAGCCCCAGCCAGCCUAAUGCAGGCAAGAGGAAGAAGCUUCCAGUGGACAGCGUUUUCAACAAAUUUGAUGAUGAGGAGGCAGACGAACAGCCACGCAAGCGGAAGCUGGUGCCCUUGGAUUACGACGACGACAAGAGCCUCGGCGUUGAUGGUGCAGGACUCUCCAGCAUAAAAGGAGCCAACACCGAGGAGAAACGCAAACACAUCAAGAGCCUGAUAGAGAAGAUUCCAACAGCAAAACCAGAACUGUUCUCCUACCCUUUGGACUGGUCUAUGGUCGACACAACUUUAAUGGAACGACGUGUUCGACCCUGGAUCAAUAAAAAAAUCAUUGAGUACAUCGGUGAGGAAGAGCCGACAUUAGUGGACUUUGUGUGUUCAAAGGUGAUGGCUCACAGUAUGCCACAAAGUAUCUUGGAUGAUGUUGCCAUGGUACUUGAUGAAGAAGCUGAGGUCUUCAUUGUGAAGAUGUGGCGUUUGCUUAUUUACGAAACUGAGGCAAAGAAAAUUGGACUGGUGAAAUAAGCAAAACCACUGAAUGAAGAUAAACCCCCCCAAUUGUUUAUACAAGUGUCGUAAAAUUGUCAUCCAGCACAAACUAACAUUGACACCAAAUGUAUAUUUUUUUUCCUGUAAAACAUAACUCAGGCUCCAUGCACCUCCAUUCUGUUUGAAGGUGCUAACCACGCUUCUGUGUAUAUAGCAUCAUCUGGCUGUAACUAAAUGAUGCUCCGGUUUAUCUAUGACCAUAGAGCCGAAACAUACACGGUUUCAUUGAUCCUAAACGUUUACACAUGCCACUGCAGUUAGUCUACAAUUAUCCAAACAGUUUUAAGUUGCGGUUUAAAGGGGGUUAUAUCAGUCAACCUGGACUUUGACAUAUGAGUUACUCGGAGUGUUUCCUUUUUUUUUUUUUUUUUUUAACAGGGGUAUUUAUUAGGGGGUUUGACACAACGUGUUUUAUCACAUUCCUGAUAUUUAGACAUGUCUUUGUCAACAAACCACCUCAGCAGAACAGAACUGUGGGUGGGAACAUCCUGGAGGAAAAAGCACACAUCCUUACCACUAUGAGAAAUGGAGCUAAGAACAGGAAAAAUGUUUUUUUUCUGAGUUGUGAAAAUUUAUUUUGUUUUGUAAUGGUGAACAUUUGAUUAAAACCAUUUUUUUAAA